GCAGCCUGUGCCAGCGAAGAUGCCCACGUCCCUCCUCCCUCCUGCCCAGCCACCACGGGCCGAGCGCCGGUGCGGCAACGCGUGAAGAGCCCCCGCAUCACGGGACGGAGCCGAUCGUGUAAGGAACGGGAAGCUGCUCCUCGCCUGCCAAGGGAAGGGGAGCGGCCCCGCACUGCCGCCCGCGCUGCUGUGGCGGCCCCGGCUCCUCUCGCCGCCGCGGCCCCGGACCCUCCGGCGGACCGAGCCCGCUACCUGCCUGGCCGCGGGAGGAUGGAGGCCCCACAACUCCUGCGCCUGCUGCUCACCACCAGCGUGCUGCGCCUGGCACAGACUGCAAACCCCUUCGUGGCUCAGCAGACACCCCCAGAUCCCUGCUAUGAUGAGAGUGGGGCUCCCCGUCGCUGCAUCCCCGAGUUUGUCAACGCUGCCUUCGGGAAGGAGGUGCAGGCUUCCAGCACCUGUGGGAAGCCCCCGACUCGGCACUGCGAUGCCUCGGACCCCCGCCGAGCCCACCCACCCGCUUACCUGACCGACCUCAACACGGCCGCCAACAUGACGUGCUGGCGCUCCGAGACCCUGCACCACCUCCCCCAUAACGUCACCCUCACCCUCUCCCUCGGCAAGAAGUUCGAGGUGGUCUACGUCAGCCUCCAGUUCUGCUCGCCCCGGCCGGAGUCCACCGCCAUCUUCAAGUCCAUGGACUAUGGCAAGACGUGGGUGCCCUACCAGUACUACUCCUCGCAGUGCCGCAAGAUCUACGGCAAGCCCAGCAAGGCCACCGUCACCAAGCAGAACGAGCAGGAGGCCCUGUGCACCGACGGCCUCACCGACCUCUACCCGCUCACCGGUGGCCUCAUCGCCUUCAGCACGCUCGACGGGCGGCCCUCGGCCCAGGACUUUGACAGCAGCCCUGUGCUGCAGGACUGGGUGACGGCCACCGACAUCCGGGUGGUGUUCAGCCGUCCCCACCUCUUCCGCGAGUUGGGGGGCCGUGAGGCUGGCGAGGAGGACGGGGGGGCCGGGGCCACCCCCUAUUACUACUCGGUGGGCGAGCUGCAGGUCGGCGGGCGCUGCAAGUGCAACGGGCACGCCUCGCGCUGCGUCAAGGACAAGGAGCAGAAGCUGGUGUGCGACUGCAAGCACAACACCGAGGGGCCCGAGUGCGACCGCUGCAAGCCCUUCCACUACGACCGGCCGUGGCAGCGGGCCAGCGCCCGCGAGGCCAACGAGUGCCUGGCCUGCAAUUGCAACCUGCACGCUCGGCGCUGCCGCUUCAACAUGGAGCUGUACAAGCUGUCGGGCAGGAAGAGCGGCGGCGUUUGCCUCAACUGCCGACACAACACGGCUGGGAGGCACUGCCACUACUGCAAGGAGGGCUUCUACCGGGACCUCAGCAAGUCCAUCACGGACCGCAAGGCCUGCAAAGCCUGUGACUGCCACCCGGUCGGAGCUGCCGGCAAGACCUGCAACCAAACAACGGGGCAGUGCCCAUGUAAGGACGGCGUGACCGGCCUCACCUGCAACCGCUGUGCCAAGGGCUUCCAGCAGAGCCGCUCGCCCGUGGCCCCCUGCAUCAAGAUCCCUGCCAUCAAUCCGACCUCCCUCAUCACCAGCACAGAGGCACCUGCAGACUGUGACUCCUACUGCAAGCCAGCCAAAGGCAACUACAAGAUUAACAUGAAGAAAUACUGCAAGAAAGAUUAUGUGGUCCAAGUGAACAUUUUGGAAAUGGAGACGGUGGCCAACUGGGCCAAGUUCACCAUCAACAUCCUCUCUGUCUACAAGUGCCGUGACGAGCGGGUCAAGCGUGGAGACAACUUCUUGUGGAUCCACCUCAAGGACCUGUCCUGCAAAUGCCCCAAAAUCCAGAUCAGCAAGAAGUACCUGGUGAUGGGGAUCAGCGAGAACUCCACCGACCGGCCGGGACUGAUGGCCGACAAGAACAGCCUGGUCAUCCAAUGGAGGGAUGCCUGGACUCGCCGUCUUCGGAAACUGCAGCGGCGGGAGAAGAAAGGGAAGUGUGUGAAGCCCUGAGGGCCUCGUGCUCUGCACAGGUCCCGGCCCGGCCGCGCACCCAGCCCGUGCCCAGAGACUCUGUACAUAUAUAUCGUGUGAACGGACUCUUCUGUCUAUAGUGUAUAUUUUGGCAAUGGUUCCCCUUUGUGUGUGUGUGUGCACGCGUGGGUGUGUGUGUGUGUGUGGGUCUCCUUCUCUCAGUGUGUAUUAAAAAUAAGGCGGUAAUGACAAACCUUUAAUGAGGAGCAAAGCAGAGGGGGUCCUGGGGGUGCCUGUUGCCUAAAGGAGCUUGAGGGGCUGGUUUCUUGCUCCGGGCGUGCUGUUCCUCAUCCUUCUGUCCUAGUCUCUCUUUCCCCUUGUACAAAACCUUCUGCCCAGUGCUGCUGUCUGAGCUUGCAGCUCUCUCUGCUGAGGGCCUGCUUCCCCCUCACGUGCUGCACAUGUGCUGCUCUCAGCUCUCGUGCCCCCUUUUCUUGUGCAGCAGAGACGGGAGGUCAGUUUCCUCCAUCCCGGUGCACACACGGACUGGCUGGGUGGAGACCAUCCAGCACUGCAGCACCAGCCCCAGAAGCUCCUCUGGGAGAACCAAGUGACCUUU
Lagopus muta (rock ptarmigan) is the source of this 2614-nucleotide messenger RNA. RefSeq names its product netrin 3 (gene NTN3). Lineage: Eukaryota; Metazoa; Chordata; Aves; Galliformes; Phasianidae. Gene Ontology annotation, molecular function: protein binding. The transcript is spliced from 8 exons. Bases 271 to 2034 code for a protein of 587 amino acids. The record is from RefSeq and is a predicted model, not a curated record.